UUUAUGAAACAAAUAGCCAGACAUUUAAAAACGAUUUUAUCUUAAAUAAUAACAUUGCUCAAUUUUGCAAUAAAAAUGAAUUUAUUAAAAACAUAUAGCGAACUUCGGAAGAAAAUAAAUAAAAUAUUGAAUAAGCCUAAAGAAAAUGAACUUCUUCUUGAUAUCAAUGAAUUUGAAUAUCCAAGGGCAAAUGAAACAUAUAGAGAGAUACAUAAACAAUUAUGGCAAGAAUAUUAUAACUGUUUAAGGAAAGCAUAUACUAAUAUUGAAUCAGGAAAGACAAUGCAUCCAGAAGCUCUUAUAGCUAUGGAAGGAACACUUGUCACGUUGCAAUGUCAAAUAUGUAUUUCUCCAAUAGAAACAUAUGCAAAUAAUAAUAUAGAGUGGUACUUCAACAAUAAUGACAGUAAUGAAACAAGUACAAUAAUAGAAGAAUUAGAUAACAUUCUGAUUUCACCAAAUGAAAAGGAAUUAAUAAUACAUAAUAUUAAAUCUGAACAAGCUGGGCAAUACUGGUGCAAAUUAGGAGAUAUGCUGUCAACAUCUUAUUAUGUGUCUAUCGAUACUAACUCUGAAGAAAUAAAAAUUGUGUAUCCUAAUACUGCACCAAAUAAGCCUCAUGCAAUACCAAAAAAGACAAUAACGGAAUAUAAUUUAAAUGUUUAUACAACAUGGACUAAAUGGUCACCAUGUUCUAAAUGCAAUAUAGUUGGUAAAAAAGUUCGAUACGGUUACUGCACUAUUUCUUCAAAUGUAGUAACAAAAGAAACAAAGAGACAAAUUACAAAAGAUGAACAGAAUGAAAUGCCAGAAGAUAUAACUCAAAAUGAAGUUCUUAAUGAAGGUGUUAAUGAUAAAAUCAGAACGAUUUUACGUUUAUUUAGAAACAAACUACCCUGUAAAAGUAAGCACGUGCCUAAAGAACUUUUGGAUAUUUCGGAUAUUAACGAUAGAAAGACAGAAAUGAUGGUGCGAUAUUGCAAGAUAAAGUGCUCACAAAAUACAAUAUUUGAAGUGCGUGAUAAACAAGGAAAUGUAAUCGAAAGUGCAAAUAAUAGUGCUGGUAUUUAUUCUAUGAUCCAAGGAAUACCUGUUCCAUCACCACCAGUUAUACGCACAACUAUUUAUCAAAAAUAUGAUAAGAAAGCAAUACUUAUAUGCCCAGGAAGCUUAAAUACAAAUAUACCAAUUACUUGGAAUGUUAAUAACAAAUUCUUGAAUCCAACGGUUAUUCAAGAUCAAUCUCAAGGAAGAAUUUAUAUUAAUCCACAAAUGCAUAUAAUCUUCAAAUCAUUAAAAUUCGAAGAUACAAACGUCUAUAGUUGUUGGCAGAAAGAUAAAAUUAUUGGCGUAAUAAAAUUAAAUGUGACUGGAGAAAUAGAGUUACAAACGAAUUAUAGUGUAAUUAUGGUUGGUGGAAUUUUAAUAAUUAUUGUAUUUAUGAUGGUAUUCUGGAGAGCAUUCCAAGGUCGUAAACGCUUUACAGUACAUUAAUUACACCAUAUAUUGUACUUUUUAAAUAAAACACUAUAUCAAUAAAUGAGAGUUCGUUAAA
Molecule: messenger RNA, 1555 nt
Organism: Osmia lignaria (orchard mason bee)
Lineage: Eukaryota; Metazoa; Arthropoda; Insecta; Hymenoptera; Megachilidae
Product: Ig-like V-type domain-containing protein FAM187A
Source: RefSeq, a predicted model, not a curated record